GGCGAGUCGACCUGCGACGGCCAUGCCAGGGGCUCGAAACAGUUUCGUCGCAGUUCUCCAACGGUGCAGAGGUGCAAACGCUUGAUUCUCGCAAAAAACAAUAACUACCCAAUUAUUAAACACUUGCUAACAAGCUUAAAAAUGUUGCAAUAUCUGGUGGUUACCCUGGCACUUUGCGCCACAAUCUCUUCUGCUGCCCAGACGCGCAAUAUGCCCAUUCAAGCCAUAGCCUAUCUGGUCGGACCCGUGCAAUCGGAUAACACGCAGGUCAAGGGCAACGUGACCUUUACGCAGAACGACUGUGGCCAGAAUGUCCAUGUGCGCGUCCAGCUGGAGGGACUGAAGGAGGGAAAGCACGGCUUCCACAUCCAUGAGAAGGGAGACCUGACCAAUGGAUGCAUCAGCAUGGGCGCUCAUUACAAUCCCGAUAAGGUUGACCACGGUGGUCCCGACCAUGAGGUGCGUCACGUUGGCGAUCUGGGCAACAUCGAGGCCAACUCCUCGGGCAUUAUCGACAUCACCUACACGGAUCCCGUGAUCACUCUCACUGGCAAGCUGGCGGUUAUCGGCAGGGGCGUUGUUGUCCACGAACUGGAAGAUGAUCUUGGGCUGGGCAACCACACGGACUCCAAGAAGACCGGCAACGCAGGUGGCCGCAUUGCCUGCGGUGUUAUUGGCAUCAACUCGGACGUGGACGAGUGGCCAUGUCGCGAUGGUGGCGCCGGCGCCCUGCGCUACUCCUUCUCCAUCCUGACCGUCAUCGUGGCCUUCUUCAUGGCCCGCAGCCUCGACUAACCCAACACACCUGCACCCGGAAUCGGAUCGAAUGAGCAUGUGGCAUGGGAUUACUGGUCAUCGUAGAGAUCCGCAUCCCCACUUACACACUAAUCCCAACCAUUAGUCACACACACACAGCCCCCACAACUAAUUAUAAUACUCCAGCGACAACAGCAUUAUCCACCCUAAAUAGUGAACUCUGAGGAACUAACUAAGCUACCUGUAUUAUGUUUGAGUUGAUUGAUAAUAAAGUUUGUUAUUUGUA
Molecule: messenger RNA, 1042 nt
Organism: Drosophila biarmipes
Lineage: Eukaryota; Metazoa; Arthropoda; Insecta; Diptera; Drosophilidae
Gene: Sod3
Product: extracellular superoxide dismutase [Cu-Zn]
Exons: 6
Coding region: 142-795 (217 amino acids)
Biological process (GO): removal of superoxide radicals
Molecular function (GO): superoxide dismutase activity; copper ion binding
Source: RefSeq, a predicted model, not a curated record